This is a messenger RNA of Penicillium atrosanguineum, 450 nucleotides long. Its product is annotated as putative RING finger domain protein. Bases 1 to 450 code for a protein of 149 amino acids. Gene Ontology annotation, molecular function: ubiquitin protein ligase activity. Lineage: Eukaryota; Fungi; Ascomycota; Eurotiomycetes; Eurotiales; Aspergillaceae. Gene Ontology annotation, biological process: protein ubiquitination. The transcript is spliced from 3 exons. The record is from RefSeq and is a predicted model, not a curated record.
AUGGCUGAGCAUAACCUUAAGGCGAGCCAUAUGGCUAUCGUCUUGGGGAUUGGCCUGGGUGUCGUGCUGCUGAUCGUAAUAAGUCUACUUCUCACAAUUGUUGUCAACCGCCGUGAUCGCCAGGCUCUUCUGCGAUCUCGGAAAACCCCGGAUGAGCGCCUGCGAAAGCUAGAUGAUGUCGCACCGACUCGCACGUUGGAAGUCUGGUUUACCAGUACGAAAGGCAAAAUGAAUCUUUCCGAUGCCGUCGACAGCCAGUUUGUCUGUGUCGUCUGCCUGGAGCAGGUCAACCGUACAGAAGAAAUCCGAGAGUUGCGGUGUCUGCACGUGUUCCACCGGGAGUGCUUGGAAAAAUGGUUUCUGGGUGACCAUUUCAACUGCCCGCUUUGUCACAGGGCCUAUUUUGAGGCAGACAUCCCGCCACGACACGAUCAUAUCUGGAUGGUAUGA